This is a messenger RNA of Colletotrichum chrysophilum, 1809 nucleotides long. It is a transcript of the gene ERO1, whose product is annotated as endoplasmic oxidoreductin-1. The record is from RefSeq and is a predicted model, not a curated record. Lineage: Eukaryota; Fungi; Ascomycota; Sordariomycetes; Glomerellales; Glomerellaceae. Gene Ontology annotation, cellular component: endoplasmic reticulum; endoplasmic reticulum membrane. Bases 1 to 1809 code for a protein of 602 amino acids. The transcript has 2 exons. Gene Ontology annotation, molecular function: FAD binding; thiol oxidase activity; protein-disulfide reductase activity. Gene Ontology annotation, biological process: protein folding in endoplasmic reticulum.
AUGAUUGUGCGGUAUGCCGCCGUUUUCUUUUUCUUCUUCGCGACCUGUGCCCUCGCAGCGGCAUCCCGCUAUCGGUUCUCCGUCUCUAACGCAUCGUACCAGAUCUCGCCCAAGGCCAUUGUGUCCGACGCAUGCGCCUCGUACUCUACCCUCGACAAGCUGAACGCCAAGGUCAAGCCCUUCGUCGACGACCUCACAAGCUCGACGGACUUUUUCUCGCACUACCGACUGAACCUCUUCCACAAGAAAUGCCCCUUUUGGAACGACGAGAAUGGCAUGUGCGGCAACAUCGCCUGUGCCGUUGAGACCCUGGAUAACGAGGAGGAUAUUCCCGAAGUCUGGCGGGCGAGCGAGCUUGGAAAGUUGGAAGGACCCUUGGCGAAACACCCCCCGAGAAAGGUGCAGCACGAGCGCCCCGAACGACCGUUACAAGGAAAGCUGGGCGACGAGGUUGGUGAAAGCUGUGUAGUGGAAUACGACGACGAGUGCGACGAGCGUGACUACUGCGUGCCGGAGGAUGAGAGCGCAACCUCGAAGGGAGACUACGUAAGCCUCCUCCGCAAUCCCGAGCGGUUCACUGGAUACGCGGGAGUUGGCGCCGCCCAGGUUUGGGACGCCAUCUACCGGGAGAACUGCUUCCAAAAGAGCUCCUUCCCCCAUUCCGCGUCUCUGGGUCAGUCACAAGUCAGCAACAAGGGACCAGCGGCGCAAGACUUCAGGCAGGUUCUCGAAGCCGCUGGACGAGAGCAGCUUUUGGAGCAGAUGCGCGAGAAGCAGCCCAACGCCCCGUUUGUCGCCCAGACCGGCUUAGAGUCCGAAGACGAGUGCAUCGAGAAGCGGGUUUUCUACCGCGUGGUUUCGGGCAUGCACGCGAGCAUCAGCACUCAUCUUUGCUGGGACUUCCUUAACCAGACUACGGGUCAAUGGCAACCCAACCUGGCCUGCUAUAAGCAACGCCUCCACACCCACCCAGAGCGGAUCAGCAACCUGUACUUCAACUAUGCCUUGGUCACUCGUGCAAUCGCCAAGUUGGGACCUUAUCUUCAGGGUAGAGACUAUACCUUCUGUACGGGGGAUCUGGACCAGGACGCUGCCACCAGAGCAAAGAUUCUUGAAGUUACUGAGGGUGCGGCUAGUGUUCCGCAGAUCUUCGACGAGAGCCUCAUGUUUAAGAAUGGCGAGGGUCCGUCUCUGAAAGAGGACUUUCGCAACCGCUUCCGCAACGUCAGUCGUGUCAUGGAUUGUGUGGGCUGCGACAAGUGCCGCCUCUGGGGCAAGCUCCAGACUGCCGGCUACGGCACUGCUCUGAAGGUCCUCUUCGAAUUCGACAACCACAGCAAGGACAUCCCCGUGUUGAAGCGCACCGAGCUCGUCGCCCUCUUCAAUACCUAUGCUCGUAUUAGCAGCUCCUUGGCUGCCAUUGGCAAGUUCCGGGCCAUGGUAGACGCCGAGGAGGCUCUUGCCGUGGCUGCUGCCGCCGAACCCACCACUGCAAUUCCCGACAGGGCCAAGAAGCCGCACAAUGUGGUCACGUCAACGGAGCCAGAGCCUAUCACGGCCGAGGACUACCCAGAGGACAAGCCGCGAUCGGAACAGACCGUCAGGGAAGCCUUCGACGAGGCCUUUGAUGAAGAAUUCGGCCGCUUCAUCAAGGCUACCAAAUUCGUGAUCUCGCGUUGGGCCGCCUUCCCCAAGACCUUUUUCAACAUCCUCGCAGUAGAGCUGGCUCGUCUGUACCAAGGCUUCGUUGGCCUCCCCGUUAUCGAGAGGAACUGGAGCUUCCAGAGGCGGCCGCUGGACGAGUUAUAG